Molecule: messenger RNA, 4913 nt
Organism: Epinephelus fuscoguttatus (brown-marbled grouper)
Lineage: Eukaryota; Metazoa; Chordata; Actinopteri; Perciformes; Serranidae
Gene: srfb
Product: serum response factor b
Exons: 8
Coding region: 397-2160 (587 amino acids)
Biological process (GO): positive regulation of transcription by RNA polymerase II
Molecular function (GO): serum response element binding; protein dimerization activity; DNA-binding transcription factor activity, RNA polymerase II-specific
Source: RefSeq, a predicted model, not a curated record
GUGAUGAGAUAAAUAUUGCGGUAUUAAUGGAGUAAAAAUGAGUAUUUGGUCUCCAGCAGGCCGACACGAGGGUUAUUUUCGGUUCGCAAUGCGGACUACAUGACAUGGCGGCUCGACAUCCAGGGCGCUCUUCGCGUUUUCCUUUUUGAGAAAGUGCUCAGAGUUUUGGAAAUAGAGGAGGAGGGUGAACCAAACUGAGCCGGGGUUGAAGGGUCUUGGGGGCAGCAUCACUUUCGAAAGUUUGUCUCGGUAAUUUCCUGGAGUCUCCAAACCACCGACCGCUCUGGUUUGUUUACAUUGUGUGGCCCAGGCGUGUAUGCGUUGUAUCAGCCAUUUACGAGACAACGCGCUCCAGCUCUGUUGGCUGGUGUUUAGAGACCCGGUUUAGUAAAUAGAAUGUUACCGAGCCGGGUUGGAUCGGCACCAUCUGGAAACGGGUCAGCGUCAGGCAGAGGUACCACAGGACACGGUUCGGGGGUUGUCGGGAUCCGUCCCGUUUUAGUCAGAACAGGGCAAGCUUUACCGGGGGUCAGCGAGAGUGCCGGUGCUGCCGGGCGACAGGGGGAAAGAGACGCCGUCGGGAUGCUGGGGGCUAAUGGUCCAGGGGGUCCGAGAGGCGCGAGACCGGGGAACGGGACUGGUGUGACCCCUCUACAGACCGCCGUCCAGGGUAACAUGGUGGUGGGGUUGAACACGGGAGUUGUGUUGCCUCAUGGAGCCAGGUUCGACCCCGACAGAGAGGGUGCGCCUCUGUGCAGCGGCUCGGAUAAUGACUCGGACUCCGGAGAUGAUGAUGACCCAGUGGGUUCACUCGGGGACAGCAGGAGAGGGGUGAAGCGGGAGAGAGGGGAGAUGGAGGCUGCGGUGACGGGGCAGGAGGUGGGGAUUCCUCCCGGAGGUUACGGCAUGGUGCCCGGAGGGGUCGCCGGGGCAAAGCCAGGGAAGAAAACACGUGGGCGCGUAAAGAUAAAGAUGGAAUUUAUUGACAACAAGUUGAGACGGUACACCACUUUCAGCAAGAGGAAGACUGGUAUUAUGAAAAAGGCCUAUGAACUCUCCACCCUGACGGGAACCCAGGUUCUGCUUCUUGUGGCCAGUGAAACGGGACAUGUCUACACUUUUGCCACUCGCAAACUCCAACCCAUGAUCACAAGUGAAACGGGCAAAGCCCUGAUCCAAACAUGCCUCAACUCGCCGGACUCGCCACCACGCUCUGACCCCUCUACGGACCAGCGCAUGAGUGCUACGGGCUUUGAGGAGACAGACCUCACCUACCAGGUGUCUGAGUCGGAGAGCAUGGGCGACACAAAGGAUACACUUAAGCCGACGUUUACGGUAGCCAGCCUACCAGGCAGUACCAGCAGCACCCAGUGCACAGUGCCCACCACCUCCACCACCAUGCAGGUGAGCAGUGGGCCUUCGUUUCCCAUCACCAACUACCUGGCACCCAUCUCGGCCAGCAGCAACGUCAGCGCCAACGGUACCGUCCUCAAGACCACCGGCGCCUCAGCGGGGGUUAUGCAGCUGCCCGGAGGCUUUACUUUCAUGCCUGCAGGCACUCCUCUCCCCCCCGGCACCCCCACCAUUCCUCUGAGCCAGUUGCAGCAGCACUCCCUGGCCCUCCAGGGGCAGCAUGGUCAGGCCCUGGCCGCCGCCCCACAGCAGGGACAGCAGGCUGUCUUCCGCUUCCCUGCUGCUGUCUCCCUCACAGGCACGGGGGUUCCCCAGCAGCUCCAGGCGAUCCAGGUCCACCCCAACACCCAGUCCACCUCCAACAGUGACAGCAGCCCGGACAUCUCCCACACCUCCACAAACUCCACCGCAACAGUGAGUCUCCCAGCAACCAUCGUCACCUCGUCAGUGCCAACGUCUGUUGCGGGUCACAUGAUGUACCCCAGCCCCCACACAGUGAUGUACGCCUCCACGCCGGGGCUGGCUGACGGGGGGCUGGCCGUGCUCAACGCCUUCUCCCAGGGCACCUCAGCCAUGCAGGUUUCCCACGCACAGGCCCAAGACACAGGUUCUGUCCCUCAGGUGUUCCUCACAGCACCUCCAGGCACGGUGCAGAUCCCCGUCUCAGCGGUGCAGCUACACCCAGUACGGCAAGAUCUGCAUUUUACAAAUGGUGAUUGGCCAGCAGUCGAGCGGCAGCAGCAGUAACCUGACGGAGCUCCAGGUGGUCAACCUGGACGCAGCACAGAACUCAAAGGGCGACUGACAGACGGCUGGAGCUGUUGAACACGGCAGACCCAGGGACACACAGACAGACAGACUUACUGACAUCUCUAUUUAUUGAUGCCUUCCUACAGAGUUUCACAUCACACUUCUGAAUGUGACUUUAAAGUACAUACAGUAUAUACACACACACACAAUCAAGGGCAUAUGUGUGGCUGACCCUUAUACAGUAUGUUUUGGUAUAUAUAAAUAUAUAUAUAUAUAUAUAUAUAUAUAUUCGCAGAUGCAUAGGAAAGAUAUCACAACAUCCAUCAUCGGAAGCUAUUUUCUAUGCCGUUAGAUGGUGUUAUUAUUUUUGUGUGUGUGCGUGUGUUUUUUUUUUUUUUUUUGAAAUGUGUAAUUACAUGUACACACACACUGCGAGGUGCCACAGCUUCACACCAGCCAAAGAGACAUUUGUUUGUCUGAAUGUUCCAGUGUGAGCAAACUUGUGCACAAGCGUGUGUCUGUGUGUGCGCGCAUAUCUGGGGGUUUGUAAAUUGGCGGGGAGACGCUUAAUGACUUAUUAAAAAAAGAGAGAGAGAGAGAGAGAGACAUUUGGAAAUGUACAUAGUUUUUUUUUUUUUUUAAAUUGAUAACUUGUAUUUUUAGCCUGGUUUAGUUUGUGAGAUGGCAUGUAGUUGUUUUUUACGUAGUGGUUUUGUAUGUACAUGGAAAUGAUUUGCAUAAAGAAGAUGAAUUAUUUACAUGUAUAUGUAAAUUAAUUUAUACACCAUCAUAUGUUGAUAUACUGUCAUGCUGUCGGGAGUUUUCACUACAAGAUGGAGAAAGAACGCUGGAUGUUUUCUUUUUUAUUGUGACAUUUGUAACAGGAUCUAUUAGCGCGGUCACAACAUGUAAAACAUAAGAUAUUUAUGAUUUACUGUUCACAUAUUCUUUACUUUGCUGGGAAGGUUUCAGUGCAACAGCUGAUGGCAAGAUCAUUCAGUGUGACAUCAUCAGUUUUGCAUGUGAGGUUUUUCUAAUGAAACCCUGAUCUGGCACUUUCUUUGUGUGGAAACUUAAAAACGAUGACAAUCUGAUGGGAAUGAUUUUGUUAUCUCAGCCUUUAGCAUAAUGCUAUCUAUAUUUUCAUCUGUGGUCACACACGGAAAUAUAAAGGUGAUAUUUCAGUGACUUCAGACUUGAGUUUGUUCACUUAUUUUAAAUGCCACGACUUGAUUCUUCUGAGAGUGCCAAACAGGUUUUCAUGACAUCAGAUGAAUUUUGUUGUUUAAAAAACGAUCAUUGUACACCUGUCGCUCUGAUCUGCCUCCACUUGGCUGCAGAACUUCAAUUAUGUGAUGCCAUUACUGACCUGAGUCAGGGCAUAGGACACAGAUUUCUUGUUUAACAAGAGACUGUAUAUUACUUGGCAAUUCCUCUUCAAUAGAGUGCUGCAGGGGUGAUGUUAUUUUUUUAGGCCGAUGUGGAAGUUAGCUACGCCCUGGUCCCCUUCUUUCAGAGCCUGUGGGAUUUUUUUUUUUCAUUUUGGAUUACUGCAGGAUUAUGAUACCUACAGGUUUUGAUCAGCAAGAUGAUGUUUACAAAUUAACACCACUUUUAUUACUUUUGAAGCAUAAAUGCAAUCACCAGAACUGAAAAGCUAGCAUUAGGCUAUAUAUGAUGUUCUGUAGUCUCAUUUAGCCACCUGUUAGCAACCAUCUUUUUUACGACACAUAAAAGCUUCAAAAUUCAUAAAUGGGGUAUUGAUUGAUGUAUUUUACAUCUUAGAACAAAACGUUAGUCUCUUAGGCUUGUGUUAAGCACAGACCUUAUUUCAGGCAUCUAACUAAACCCCAUUCAAAUAACCUGUUGACUUUGAGACGAGGGAACUGGGAGGGCUAAAAUGCUAACUCAUUUCCGGGUUUUGGGGCUCACUCUUGCACCACUCUAAACUCCACUUGAAUACUGAAUCAAAGCAUUAUUGUUUCCUUGUAUGGAAGCCCUCAAUGUUAUUCAGUGUGGUCUCACUGCUGUGCUAUUACAACAGUAUGGAUAUUUUUGUACGAACAAGGAUCUCUUAUUUAGGAAAAGUAACUUCAGGUGCUUUAAAAUAUUAAUAUACUCCUUUAUCUACAACUGUAAGACCCUAGCUGACUGCAACCUCAGUUUGUACCUCAGCAAUCAUUGAGAAUGAGAGUUAUUAGACUGAGAGCCUUCUUUCUGCACCAUAGUGCCUCUUUUCCAUGGCUGAUUUCUAAAUCACUGCUAGACAAGGGAAAUGUAGGAUUGACUUAUUUCCAGACCACCUCACCUGACUUUUCAUACUCUGCCGUGCCCAGAGAGCAAGAUUUUUGACUCAUUUCUGCGGUAUUAGGUGGAUGACUGAGCACGUUGGCUUAAAGCCAAAGAGAAUGUGACAGAGGAUAAAGUAACCGUGCUGACUGCUGUUCAGUUUUUCACUGGCAUGAGAGGUCAUUUUCAUGCUCUGUGUUCUCUGGUCUGUUCCUGUGCAUGAUGUCAUGUCAUCCUGCAGGGUUGUUUUGCAUAGGAACUUUACAGGUUAAAGACAUUCAAUUCCCCUGUAUUAUGUGGUGGGUUUUUUUUUUCUUUUUUUCAAAAAUAUUAUUUUAAAAAGGGGGAUUAUUGAACAGAAUUUGUGGUUUUCACCUUGUCGUUGAAAGAAAUGGUUAUUUUGUGUAUUUUUGUUUUGUUGUACAGACAUUUUGUAAUAAAAACAAGAUGAAACACAGUGA